AUGGCGUUUGCAAUUAGGGCUUUAUGGGCAGUGAGAAAGAGUUGCAGACGAAUUCCUCACUUCUUCCCAAAUCCUCACCCAUCAUUUUUCUGCAAACAUGCACAUUCAAAUUCAAAUUCAGAUUCAAAUCCCCUUCUCCUCAAAUUGCUUCAGGUACCCACCUCACGCAUCAAACGGACACUGGAUCAGGAAAUGCCUUCUCUUCAAAGCUCACACAUUUCCUGGGACUUUCUUGUUACCUCUCUCUCCCCUUCUUCUUCAAACAAAGCGCGAUUGGUUUUGGAAUGGAUUUUGGAGAAGAUGCUGAAAGAAAAUGCAAAAGACCGUGAUCUGUUCUCCAAACUCAUCUUUCUAUGUGGAAAGGUGAAGGACGUACCGCUAGGAAUGCGCGUGUUUAGUUCUAUGGAGGCUACUGGAGUUAAACCCAAUUCCCUGGUUUUCAAUUCCCUUAUAAGUGUUUGUUUGUCUUCAUAUAAUGUUACCACAGGAGUUAGUUUAUUUGAGAUCAUGGAGAGUUCAGAGAGCUAUAAACCUGAUUUUCAUACUUAUAAUAUCUUUAUUUCAGCAUUUUCCAAGUCAGGGAAUGUUGAAGCCAUGUUAGCUUGGUACUCGGCAAAAAAAUCUGCUGGAUUUGGUCCUGAUCUUCAAAUGUUUGAAUCCCUUAUAUCUGGUUGUGUUAAUUCUAGAAAAUUUGAGAUUGCCGAUACAAUUUUUGAGCAAAUGAUGACUUCUGGAAUUGUACCUAGUGCACCCUUACUGGACAGUAUGCUUAAUGGGAUUUGCAAGCAGAAGAGAUUGGAUCGAGCCGAGGAGUUUUUCAAGUUUAUGAUAGAUUCGGGAUGGGAAAUAAACGAGAACAUGGCUGAUAAGUUAGUAGCAUUGUAUCAUCAACAAGGGAAAGUUGAAGAGAUGGAAGCCCUACUUGAAACUUUAACAAAACCCUGUGUAAUUACUACUGGUGUUCUUACCCGAAUUCAUUGUGGGAUUGUGAAGAUGUAUGCCAUGUUAGAUAGAUUGGAUGAUGUAGAGUUUUCUGUGGGUAGAAUGCUUAAACAGGGGCUGUCAUUCACAAAUGCAGAUGAUGUUGAAAAGGUCAUCUGUUCAUACUUUAGAAGGGAAGCUUAUGAUAGACUAGACAUAUUCUUGGAAUGUAUAAAGAGUAGCUAUGUGCUCAAGAAAUCAACUUAUGACUUAUUGAUAUCUGGCUAUAAAAGAGCACACUUGGUUGAAAAAGUAGAUAGUGUGAUUAAAGACCUGAAAUCAGCUGGAUUAGCAUGA
Messenger RNA from Sphenostylis stenocarpa, 1278 nucleotides. NCBI's taxonomy places the organism in Eukaryota, Viridiplantae, Streptophyta, Magnoliopsida, Fabales, Fabaceae. The record is from the annotation of a GenBank genome assembly.